UAUUGAUCAAAGAAUGCAAUUUUAUGACCAUGACCGUGACAGUCCAUAAAGUAAAUCCACGCUAUCUAUCCAUCCCAUGGCCAAACCAGUCUAUAACUAUCCAUCCAGUCCCGGAUCCACCAUGAGUAUAAAGAGAAAUAAAAGAACAAGAGCAAACCCAUAUGUACAUACAAUGCAUGCCGGAAGUGCAGUCAUUCAUCCAGUCAUCCAGCCGGGUGGGGAAUUAGUUCGUAAGAAUCAAAACAGUGAUCGAUCAUCAUCAAGCACAACGCACAACUCCAAGCGAGUGCAGCCAAACAUAUAACAGCCAAGGUAUCAAGAAAUGGAAACCCCGGGAAAACAUCGAGGUCGGAUAAAUAAUCACAGAAUGCGCCAGAUCGGUAAUCAGAGAUGCGAAGGCGGUAGUU
Messenger RNA from Aspergillus eucalypticola CBS 122712, 407 nucleotides. RefSeq lists its product as uncharacterized. NCBI's taxonomy places the organism in Eukaryota, Fungi, Ascomycota, Eurotiomycetes, Eurotiales, Aspergillaceae. The coding region runs from base 77 to 304 and encodes 75 amino acids. The record is from RefSeq and is a predicted model, not a curated record. The transcript has a single exon.